AAUCGGAGCUACUCUUACUGCAAAGUGGGGCCUCACGGCCGUCGGCCGGAAGCGGAGCACAGGCGGCGUCGCGGUCGCGGGCCCAGGCGGCGGCAUGGGCUUCCUGACCGGAGUGACCCGCGGCCUGGUCCGGGGAGCGGAUAGGAUGAGCAAGUGGACGAGCAAGCGCGGCCCGCGCACCUUCUACAAGGGCCGGGGCGCCAAGGGCACUGGCGUGCACGCCCCCGGCCGGAAGUUUGUGAUGAUAAAGGAGAUGGUCCCAGAGUUUGUGGUCCCAGAUCUGACCGGCUUCAAACUCAAGCCCUACGUGAAUUACCGUGUCCCCGCUGGCACAGAAACCCCCCUGACGGCUAAACAGCUCUUUUUGCAAGCGGUUGCCCCUGCUAUUGAAAAGGACUUUAAAGAGGGGACAUUUGAUCCUGAGAAUCUGGAAAAGUACGGCUUCGAGCCCACACAGGAGGGCAAGCUCUUCCAGCUGUAUCCCAAGAAUUUCCCGCGGUAGAGAAGGCUCUAGGCAGUGGCCAUUGCUUUGCCUGUGAGCAGGAGAACUGCCCGGACCAUUAAUCCACAGGGAGACAUUUCCCUCAUUCCGUGUAUAUUAAAGACCUUUAUGUAAGAUAAAGCUGCUCUGUGUAGUGUUUGUUUUGGCAUCAGACUGUUGUGAAGUGAAAGUAUGUGACAACGGGUUAGGGGUACGGACCUAGGCACGGCUCUAGUCGCUUUGAGACUCUUUGGAGGAAGACAUCUUCCCAAACAAAAGGUUUUGGCAGUAUACCAACAGCAAGAACACAUCACUUAGCUUACACUGCAGGUUGAGAUAACCCUGGUUUAUUCGUCCCCAAAUUCUUCAACCCAAGGAACAAUCAAUGAACAUAUUUUUUAUGGGUUCCAAAGCAGCUGUUUAAUUUUAAAGUCAAGUGAAAGUAACUGCCCCCCUUGGGGUGCACCUAGAGGAGAUGUGGCGGCACAAGAAGUCAGUGUCAAAAGUAGAAUGCCUCUUGCAAUCGUCUCUUUCCAAUUUUAAUGCUUGGUCCCUCGGAUCUUCUAAAUCCUGUUGAAUAUUUAUUAACCAACUCUUAAGUUAAACAUCUUCAAAUCAACCUCUAAAGGAAGGUCCAGCAUUUUUUGGUUGAAAUAAAUGGGCCAUGAGCUGGAGUUGAUCAUUUUUAUUACACAGAAUCUAACCCAUAUUGGCAUGUUGCUUUGUAUGAUCAGAAAAUAAGGGAAGAAGUGUAAGCUUUCGGCUUCCAAAUGCCUUUGUCACAACAGAUGGUCUGACAAACAGUUUAAAAAAAAACUCAUUGCUGUUGAGGUCAAUUCUGACUCAUAG
Trichechus manatus latirostris (Florida manatee) is the source of this 1330-nucleotide messenger RNA. It is a transcript of the gene MRPL41, whose product is annotated as mitochondrial ribosomal protein L41. Gene Ontology annotation, molecular function: structural constituent of ribosome. The transcript has 2 exons. Bases 95 to 502 code for a protein of 135 amino acids. Lineage: Eukaryota; Metazoa; Chordata; Mammalia; Sirenia; Trichechidae. Gene Ontology annotation, biological process: translation. Gene Ontology annotation, cellular component: mitochondrial large ribosomal subunit. The record is from RefSeq and is a predicted model, not a curated record.